Penicillium brevicompactum is the source of this 1380-nucleotide messenger RNA. RefSeq names its product DASH complex subunit ASK1. The coding region runs from base 1 to 1380 and encodes 459 amino acids. Gene Ontology annotation, cellular component: DASH complex; mitotic spindle pole body; mitotic spindle. Lineage: Eukaryota; Fungi; Ascomycota; Eurotiomycetes; Eurotiales; Aspergillaceae. Gene Ontology annotation, biological process: attachment of spindle microtubules to kinetochore. The transcript is spliced from 3 exons. The record is from RefSeq and is a predicted model, not a curated record.
AUGUCUCGCCCAAUCUCACAGGUCCAACGGCCACUGUCCCUCACAGAGGAGCUGGAGAAACUAGAGCAAUCCAUCACCCUGACACUUCAAGGUAAAACCCCCACCAAGAAAAAGAGUAAACAAAACAGCCUGGCAGCCAGCUUAUCAUUCUUUGAUCUAGAAAUCGACCAAAACUUCAGUCAGGCCCACCGGAUAGUGACAACGAGUAUUCUGCCGCUGGUUGAGCAGUACACCGAGCAUUCCAGAGAUGUUUGGGAAGGCUCCAAGUUCUGGAAGCAAUUCUUCGAAGCCAGCGCCAAUGUAUCUUUAUCAGGCUACGAGGAACGCAACAAUGACGAAGAAACAGUGCAAGAGCCGACAGCCACGGAAGAGGAGUUAUCCACCGACAUCACGCAAAGCACCAGCCUUGACGAGACCUUGACACACGAUACACCCUCUUCCCAGCGCCAUGAAACCCCACGCCGUGAUCAAGGAGAUGAUUUGGACCUGACAGAUCUUGCGAUCUCAUCGCACAGCACCCCGCGUGCUCCAGGCCACGCCCACCAGGCUGACGACGACCUAACUACUUCCUCAAUGGACUAUUCCUCCUCAUAUGAGAAUCUAAGAAAGCAGGUCAACGAGUCCGAAGCACCAUUCGACCUCCCUGAUUCAUCUACCCUUCCAUCAACACCCGGCCGCGAGCCCUUCUUCCCUCGCGGCGUCUCCGCCUCAACCCCGAUGUCUUCGCCAUUCCUCCCGCCCGCAUCCCAACCACCUACCCAAGACAACCGGUACCAAAAGACAUCCGACCCAGUACUCCACCAAAUGCUCGACAGGACAUACCGAGUCCAAGCCACGCCUCUAGGAAAGGGCUUCCGCAAUGUCGGCGGAGGCACCGAUACUCGAUCCAAGUUCAAUAUCACCCCGAAGCAGGCCGAGCCCGCUUCCAAAUACGGCUAUGACGACUCUCCUAUUUCCAGUCCGGAGCCCGAGGCCCCUCAGCUUCACUCGGAGAUCUUUUCGUCGCCUAUCAAGGGCGUCAAUACACCAGGCACGAAUCGCAAGCGUCGAACCAGUAGCAAUCGCAUGCGCGAACCCCCUCGUCCCGGCAUGAGUGUUCUCACUCCUGCUAAAAAGUCAGCUGGCAAGUCGGCUAUGUGGGAUAGUGAUGAGGAUCUGGAUUACGACGAUGAGGAUCUCGGGCCCAGUCCGCCUAAAACCAUGCAAUUCCAUAUUCCACAGAGUAGGCUCAUGCGAACGCCUGCGAGGGAAGCUUCUAAGCGCAUUGUGACGGAUUUGCUGGCCACUGCUGGGGCUGGAGAUGUGACGGAUGACUUCGGUGAUGAUCAAAGCCCGAGUGUCAUUCGCCGAAUGGAGAAUCUGGAGGACGAAACCUUCUGA